AUGGAUGAAGAUAAUAACAACAAAGAAAAUAAUAUUUUUAACGACCAAAACACUCUUCCAUUUUUUAAUGGACAAACAAGUUCAUUCCACGUUCCUCAAACUCGUGGAGACAAUGAUUUCGAUUAUCAAAACGUUCAACAAAACUUAUUUCAUGAUAAUUCCAUUACUCAAACUUUUGGAGACAAUAACCUCCUUGCUUAUCAAAACGGUGGCGACAACAAUCACCUUAAUUUUAACUUAGUUCAUGACAAUUUCGUUAAUGAAAAUUCUGGAGAUGAUAACUUGAUUAAUCAAAAUAAUUUCGUUGACCAAAACACUCUUACCUCAAUAGAUAUUGCCAGUAAUAGUGGUUUCGUUAAAGAUAACACUUUUGAUGGCUUAACUAGUAUUAUCAAUAAUAAUAAUGGCCUUGCUGGCCAGAACACUGCUAUUUCAACAGGUAUCAACAAUAAUAACAAUGGCUUCGCCGAACAGAAUUUAUUUAAUGCGAAUAAUAACUCUGCAUAUCAAAACCAAAAUAAUUUUGUUGAUCAAUUAAAUUACAUUAUAUUCUUGCUUCAUCAACUGUUAGAUAAUAAAAACAAACAACAAUGA
This is a messenger RNA of Entrophospora sp. SA101, 594 nucleotides long. NCBI's taxonomy places the organism in Eukaryota, Fungi, Glomeromycota, Glomeromycetes, Entrophosporales, Entrophosporaceae. The record is from the annotation of a GenBank genome assembly.